Messenger RNA from Caenorhabditis elegans, 888 nucleotides. RefSeq names its product Serpentine Receptor, class BC (Class B-like) (gene srbc-6). Lineage: Eukaryota; Metazoa; Nematoda; Chromadorea; Rhabditida; Rhabditidae. The coding region runs from base 1 to 888 and encodes 295 amino acids. The record is from RefSeq and is marked reviewed. The transcript has 6 exons.
AUGUCCUCUUCUCAAGAAGGUCCUCUAAUGAGCUUUCAAGCGGUGUUUGUAACAUCAAUUGGAGUGAUUUGCUCCGUUCUUACAAUUGUCAUGAACAUCUAUUUUAUCAAACGCAUCGGGAAAACUCGUCAGAAAAUGAUUCUCUUCUUCUACCGUCUUUUUAUUGACGCGGCCUAUGGUGUUCUGGCUUGCGCCUACUUGACGUUUUGCAUUUUGUAUUCAUUUUUCACUGAGGAGCUUCGUGCCCAGCAAGUUUUUAUAAUUUUCGUCGGCUUUCCACUUCAGACAGCAGGUGCUAUGAGAAUGAUUGUUGCAGUUGCGAUUUCGCUUGAAAGGGUUUUGGCAAUUCACACUCCUAUUAUGAUCCGCAAAUAUCGAGACUUGUGCCCAUCUGUGAUAAUUCUGCUAUUGGCUAUAGGUUUGGGAAUGCUCGAGAAUUUAAUUUUGCACCUUUUUUGUACUCUACACAUUUCCGCAAUUCCACGAAACUGUGGAGUGUUGCGAUGUGCUGUUGAUGCGUGCUUUUUUGACAUUUGGACAGUGAAUCGAUCGGUUGUGUUUGCUCUUAACUUUGCAUUUUCCGGUGUUCUUUCGACAAAACUGCUGAUUUUCCAUAAAUCACAUAGACAGAAUACAGGCGGAGUGCAUUGGAAGGUGAAUCAUCUUGCUAUGGUUGAUGCUGCAAAUGUAUUCUUAUGUAAUUUUUUUCCGACAUCAAUUUCCAAUUAUAUAGCUCAAUUUCCGUUUUCAAGCUUUAAGAACAUUGGACCUUACGUGUUCAUCAUAAAACUUAUCGGAAGUGCAGUCGAAUCGUACUUUAUUUUCAAAAUUUUACAGAGAAGAAGCGCUCGUUCUAGUGUUGUGAUAAGAACUUGGACUAACCACUGA